This is a messenger RNA of Trypanosoma rangeli, 798 nucleotides long. Its product is annotated as poly(A) polymerase. Gene Ontology annotation, molecular function: RNA binding; poly(A) RNA polymerase activity. The coding region runs from base 1 to 798 and encodes 265 amino acids. Gene Ontology annotation, cellular component: nucleus. The record is from RefSeq and is a predicted model, not a curated record. The transcript has a single exon. Lineage: Eukaryota; Euglenozoa; Kinetoplastea; Trypanosomatida; Trypanosomatidae.
AUGGUGGCUCGUGUUUGUCAAGUCAUGCCUGCGUCUCACCCCAACGUUGUUUUACGUUUUUUCUUCCUGUUUUACACUCAAUGGCUGAGUCGUCAUGAUCGUAUCUCUCCAGUGUAUAUCACCGCAUCUCUACAAGCCCGGGGUCGUAUUCCAGGCCUUCCAGAUUCCUGGUCCCCGCAGCGAGAGGCAUGCCGUGAAGAUUUGUUACCUGUUAUCAAUCCCGCCUACCCUUACGUCAACGACGCUCGCAACGUCGGUCGCUGCGGUUUGGAAGUUUUUUACACAGAGUUAACAUAUGCGUAUCGCCUUUUGUCCAACUUGGAGACGCCUCUGGAGAAGAUAUGGGCGCCCUAUCGCAUAUGGGAGGACUAUUCCACUUUUCUUGUGGUCCAUGUUUCUUGCGAAGAAGAAACGGAUAAAAAAGUGGAAGUGGCUCUUGCCGCCUGGAGCGCCUACGUGAUGAGUAAAAUUCGGAUACUAAUUUACGCUGUGGAGCGUCUCGUGGAUGCUCGUCCAUAUCCUCUGAAGUUAAAUGAUGGCUCAUUAAGAGGCGGAGCACAAUCCAAUCGAUGUCUGAAAGGUAGUUGUUUUCUUAUAGGGGUAAAGGAUAGAAGCGGUAGGCGACUUCUACAGAAGAAUAUGUUUUCCGAAGCGUUUGACGAGCUAAGGUAUGCCGUGUUGGAGGGUUGUACUACGAAGAACGGUGGCCGAGGAUUUGAGCGUGACGAGCGCACCAUGCACGAGCCAAGGUUUACGCUGGUCGCAGCUGCUGAUCUUCCGCCCAUUUUAGGGGAGUAA